GGCAGUGUGUCACUGUCACCAGGCUUGCCAUCUUGUGGGUGAGCGACGCAUAUACAAAUCUUCUGCCUAUCCACCCUCACUACCAUUAUCAUCACCACCACUAGCAUCCCCACUCAUGAUGGAUUGUCCUUCGACUCCCUCCUUCUGUGUGUCAUCAUCCUUGAUUCACAGCCCUGACAAUUAUCACAACUCACAGUGAAAGUGUGUGUGUGAGAGAGAGAGAGAGAGAGAGAGAUAGGAGAACAGACCAGAGCGAGAGAGAGCGAUAGGAGAGGAGACCAGCGAGAGAGAGAGCGAUAGAUGAGCAGACCAGAGAGAGAUUACACUAAGGAGGGAGGACCUGUUGACAUAUCUCUCAAGUCAGCCAUGAGGAUCUCCUUCAGGACUGGAAACUACCUCAGAUAAUCUGACACCACUGCAAACAAGCAUACAGUCAAUGCUGGAGCACAUGGACCAUGACACAACCAGGAUGACUCCACUCUCUGAGACCCAACAAGACCCACAGCUUUGGAAUUGUGAACCACAACUGUCUCAACCAGCCUCCAGGAAGUGUUGUGGAGUGUGUAUGUCUAUCGUGAUGUGUUUUUAUUAUGACGAUCUGAUUGGAGGACUGACAGAUGGGAUGACUAAAGAGAAGCUGGAGGAACAGGCUCGUUAGUCUGCACUGGUAUCUAUUGUGAGCUGGCUGGAUUAACCUCGAGGGGGGCUCCCCUAGUAGCCAUGGCUGAGAUGGAGGAGUUCUCCCCCAUGUCCCCGCGGCGCACCCCACGCCGGACCCCCCGUGUGCUGCGCCUGGACCCGGCCCUGCUCCAGCGGCGCGUGUUGGAGGACCAGGUGGAACUGUGGUGGUUCCGCGAGCCGCGGCGCUCCCUGCUCUGCUACUGCAUCUCAGUGAGCCUCGUCCUGGGCUUGGGGCUGGGCGGCGUAGGCCUCCUCUACACCACCACCAGCCUGUCCGGGGAGUGGCGCCUAGGAGUGGGCACCAUGCUCUGCCUCCUAGCUCUGGCUGUCCUCCUCAAACAGCUCCUUAGCUCCGCCGUCCAGGAUAUGAAUUGCGUUCGCAGCCGGAGGCGGAUAGAGUUAAUGAAGAGCGGUGGACGGGCGGACCCGGUGGUCAUCCUUUUCACCGGGAUGGCUUUGGCACUCAGCGGAGGGGUCCUACUCUACAUGUCGCUAGCCAGCGGGCACCAUGGGCCCAGGCAGCGCCACCGGGAUAUGUUCCUGUCCGGGGUGGUGCUACUGUGGGUAGGGGGCACCACCGGGUUGGCGGUGGCUGGGUACUUGCUGGUAGUGCACCUCCAGCAGAGGAGAGAGAGGAGGAUGUUGCAGAGGCGGAGGAGGGGAGGGAGAGGGUUGCGGGACCGGGCAGUCAGAGUGUUUACAGUCUCCUCUAGUAGAACUAGCCUCAUCUGAGAGAGCAGACCUGGGUCUUGUUCAUUAGGCACCACACGGCGUUGCCCUAAUGAACACUACCCUUGGUUCAAAUAGUAUUUGUAUUUCUUUAAAAUACUUGAGCUGUGCUUGAUUGAGCUUGCCUGGCGCUAUGGGACCAGAGCCAUAAAUACUGUAUACAUCCCAGGUCUGUUGAAGAGGAGAGGAAAACAAGUGAGGAGAGGAGAGCAGGAGGUGAAAAGAGGAGGGGAGAGGGAGGCAAGUUAGGAGAGGAGAGACAAGACGAGACUAGGGGACUUAAUAGAUGAAGGGACUUGAGGGGAGGGAAAGAUAGGAAAGGGGUAUCACCACUCACUCUCCCGGGUCUGUAACAGACUCCUGUGUUGGUUGCUGGCACUGUGACUGCGUCAUCCUGUUGACUAAUGCCCAUUGCAGACCAUGCCCACUAUGCCAACUAGGCCAUUCACCACUGAUGUGUUGUGGGAACCAGGCUGUGCAGGGUGACACCAGCCUCACGGACCCCCAGGACCCUCUGUCAGACUGGCCAUUGUUUCUGUCAGUGGCAGAAUGAGUGCUACACUGCCAUCGUCACAAACAAGCCACUCGCAUGGGGGAGACCCGACUAAGUCACAUUGUUCUAGUUCCUCUAUGUUGUUUUGACUCACUUGUCCUAUUUGAUGUUGCUAUAUUGAUCCACAUUUGGUAGUCUAAUCGGUGCUUAACUUGUAAAUCGGAAGGUGCAGGAACAACAUUUUUGCAUGAAAUCGGGUGACCUGGGGAGCUCAGAGGUACUGGAAAACAUGACAAAAUAGAUGCACCUUUAUAAUAAAGCAUAACGUGCAUAUCGUCGCAUUCACCUAGUGGCAUAGAGUUUACAGAAGUUUGCGCUUACAGAAGUUGCACACAUGGGCAGUGGUGGAAAAAGUACCCAGUUGUCAUACUUGAGUAAAAGUAAAGAUACCUUUAAUGGAAAAGGACUCAAGUAAAAGUGAAAGUCACCCAGUAAAAUACUACUUGAGUAAAAGUCUAAAAGUAUUUGGUUUUCAAUAUACUUAAGUAUCAAAAGUAUAUUUAAUUGCUCAAAUAUACUUAAGUAUCAAAAGUACAAAUCAUUUAAAGUUCCUUAUAAUAAGCAAAUCAGACGGCACCAUUUUUUUAUUUUUUAUUUUAAUUAACGGAUAGCCAGGGGCACACUCCAACACUCAGACAUUAGUUUCUUUCGGAAUGUAGUGAAGUAAAAGUUGUCCAAAAUGUAAAUAGUAAAGUAAAGUACAGAUACCCCCCAAAAAACGACUUAAGUAGAACCCUUAGUAGCCUAGGUUCUGGGGAAAAUGUGCCCUUUAAUAAACGCAUUUCAUGCAACUCUACAUACUUUUACGACUGCAGACUUUGGAAGAAUCUUUUUUAAUACCACACAAAUGAUUGAAAUGACAGGCUAGUUUGACACUGACAAACUGAGAAUCUGAAUUCAUUUAAAACGACCUAGUCUUGAUUCCAUCAAUAGCCUAGGCCUAGAUGUGUGGAGACACAUAUUGUACAAUAUGAGGAAGAAACUACAGUCCUAAAAUAGCUUUCCAGUUUCACUGACUCACCCAAUGAUGUGCAGCGCACUCGUGGCAAAAGCUCUUUCUUGUUAUACUUUGUCAAACAUUGUAAAACAAUGCUGUUUGCUCAAUAGGCCUAUUUGGAAGUUGAUCAAAUAUUUUGGUAGCCUACAGACAGAUUAGUCUUCUCUUUUAAAUGGAGGAGUAUUCUGAAUUAUUUCAUUUAUUUCUGUACAGACAGCAGUAAUUCUAUAACUUUGGCAAAUGUAUUUCAAUUUAUCAGGGGUGCUGACUCCGUAAGGAAAAAUUGGCAUAUAAUUUAUUUUUACAAACAAAUGUGAUGAAGUGCAAUGCUGGAAAAAUAAGAGUUGCAGGAUCAUGUCUUUCAGAGCAGAGAGAGGGAGAGAGAUCAUAGAAAGUGACUCUCAUUCUAGUUCUGUGAGAGACAAGCGCGCUUCUCUCUCUCACCACAGCAACGACCAUUCGUUGGUCUCAAACAGGCUACGGUGUUGCGCAAACCUAAAUCAACUUUUUAUUAGGGGGCAGGAAAAUGAAUGACAAGGCAACUCAAAUGAACUUUGAUCGCUUUUAUUUACAUUUUUACAUUGCAAACAGUGAAAGUUAUUUGUCGAAGCCACAAGCGGUAUCGGAUCCUACCAAAUAGGUUCCGGAACGAAACAGUCCAAAAAUUAGAGGUACCGGAUCCUGUUCAAAUUAAGCACUGGUAGUGUUUCUAAUUAACAGUUAUGCGUAAAAUAUAAGACCAAAUGCAGGGAUGGUUGCAAUGUCCAUAUGAGGAAAGUCUCAGCAACACUUGUUCUAAGCUGUCCUAAUAUGGACACCGCACAUUUAUUUUGUAUGUACUGUAUCAGAUGAAUAUCAACAUUUUUACGAAUAUGAUGAUAUGGACUCAACAUCUACAGGUCAAUCUGUCUGUAUAGAUUGUAUAUUCUACUGUUUUUAACUAAAUGCUGAGAAGAAAGUGACAGUGUAUAUAAACCUGAGAACUGUAAACGAUCGAUGAGAACAAACUUUAAUCUUUUCUCCAUGAGACUUAUUGUCUUAAUUCUUCAUCAAUGAUGAUAUAGUGGCAAAGAAAAUGACUGAAAAUAAAAAAAAUUGUACAAGAGCCACAUUUCAAUAAUUUAUUUACCAAGUAGAUUAUAAUAAAUGUAUCAAUAUCAAUGGUUACAUACAAGUGUUGUUCAUUGUUAUUGCUUGAUAAAACAACAUCACUUGAGCAUAGUGUUAAAUAGAUCUCGCAUCUUGAACAUAAUACAAUUUUUACAUUAUAUAAAAAGUGUCAAAAGACUACACAAAGUGCCUUCAGAAAGUAUUUAUACCCCUUGACUUAUUUCACAUUUUGAUUAAUUACAGCCUGAAUUCAAAACGGAUUACAUUGAUAAAUUGUCUCACCGAUCUAGACACAAUGCCCCAUAAUAACAAAGUGAAAACGUGCUUUUAGAAAAGUUUGCACAUUUAUUGAAAAUAAAAUACAGAAAUAUCUCAUUUACAUAAGUAUUCACAUUACAUGUUAGAAUGACAUUUGGAAGUGAUUACAGCUGUGAGUCUUACUGGGUAAGCCUCGAAGAGUUUUUCAAACCUGGAUUGUACAAUAUUUGCCCAUUAUUCCUUUCAAGCUCUGACAAAUUGGUUGUUGAUCAUUAAUAGACAACCAUUUUCAUGUCUUGCCAUAUAUUUUCAAGCAGAUAUAAGUCAAAACUGAAACUCGGACACUCACUGUCUUCUUGGUAAGCAACUCCAGUGCAGAUUUAGCCUUGUGUUUUAGGUUAUUGUCCUGCUGAAAGGUGACUCAAUCUCCCAGUGACUGGCUGAAAGCAGACUGAACCAGUGAUUCCUCUAGGAUUUUUUCCUGUGCUUACAGUUGCAGUCGGAGGUUUACAUAGCCAAAUACACCUUAGCCAAAUACAUUUAAACUCAGUUUUUCACAAUUCCUGACAUUUAAUCCUAGUAAAAAUUCCCUGUUUUAGGUCACUUAGGAUCACCACUUUAUUUUAAGAAUGUGAAAUGUCAGAAUAAUAGUAGAGAGAAGGAUUUAUUUCAGCUUUUAUUUCUUUCAUCACAUUCCCAGUGGGUCAGAAGUUUACAUACACUCAAUUCGUAUUUGGUAGCAUUGCCUUUAAAUUGUUUAACUUGGGUCAAAUGUUUCAGGUCGCCUUCCACAAUCUUCCCAAAAUAAGUUGGGUGAAUUUUGGCCCAUUCCUCCUGACAGAGCUGGUGUAACUGAGUCAGGUUUGUAGGCCUCCUUGCUCGCACACGCUUUUUCAGUUCUGCCAACAAAUUGUCUAUGGGAUUGAGGUCAGGGCUUUGUGAUGGCCACUCCAAUACCUUGACUUUGUUGUCCUUAAGUCAUUUUGCCACACCAUUGGAAGUAUGCUUGGGGUCAUUUAGAAGACCCAUUUUCAACCAAGCUUUAACUUCCUGACUGAUGUCUGGAGAUGUUACUUCAAUAUAUCCACAUAAUUUUCCUGUCUCAUGAUGCUAUCUAUUUUGUGAAGUGCACCAGUCCCUCCUGCAGAAAAGCACCCCCACAACAUGAUGCUGCCACCGCCGUGCUUCACGGUUGGGAUGGUGUUCUUCGGCUUGCAAGCACCACAUGUUAUCCUUCAAACAUAACGAUGGUCAUUAUGGCCAAACAGUUCUAUUUUUGUUUCAUCAAACUAGAGGACAUUUCUCCAAAAAAGUACGAUCUUUGUCCCCAUGUGCAGUUGCAAACCGUAGUCUGGCUUUUUUGUGGCGGUUUUGUAGCAGUGGCUUCUUCCUUGCUGAGCGGCCUUUCAGGUUAUGUCGAUAUAGGACUCGUUUUACUGUGGAUAUAGAUACUUUUGUACCCGUUUCCUCCAGCAUCUUCACAAGAUCCUUUGCUGUUGUUCUGGGAUUGAUUUGCACUUUUCACACCAAAGUACGUUCAUCACUAGGAGACAGAACUCGUCUCCUUCCUGAGCGGUAUGAUGGUUGCGUGGUCCCAUGGUGUUUAUACUUGUGUACUAUUGUUUGUACAGAUGAACGUGGUACUUUCAGGCGUUUGGAAAUUGCUCACACGGAUGAACCAGACUUGUGGAGGUCUACAGUUUACUUUUUUAGGUCUUGGCUGAUUUCUUUUGAUUUUCCCAUGAUGUCAAGCAAAGAGGCACUGCGUUUGAAGGUAAGCCUCGAAAUACACCCACAGAUACACCUCCAAUUGACUCAAAUUAUGUCAAUCAGGCUAUCAGAAGCUUCUAAAGCCGUGACAUCAUUUUCUGGAAUUUUCCAAGCUGUUUAAAGGCACAGUCAACUUAGUGUAUGUAAACUUCUGACCCACUGGAAUUGUGAUACAGUGAAUUAUAAGUGAAAUAAUUGGUCCGUAAACAAUCGUUGGAAAAUUUACUUGUGUUAUGCACAAAGUAGAUGUCCUAAACAACUUGCCAAAACUAUAGUUUGUUAACGAGAAAUUUGUGGAGUGGUUGAAAAACUUGUUUUAAUGACUCCAACCUAAGUGUAUGUAAACUUCCGACUUCAACUGUAGCUCCAUUCCGUUUAUUUUUUAUCCUGAAAAACACCCCAGUCCGUAACGAUUACAAGCAUACCCAUAACAUGAUGUAGCCACCACUAUAUUUGAAAAUAUGGCGAGUGGUACUCAGUAAUGUGUUGUAUUGGAUUUGCCCCAAACAUAAGUCUUUGUGUAUAAAGGACAAAAAGUGAAAUGCUUUGCCACAUUUUUUGCAGUAUUACUUUAGUGCCUUGUUGCAGACAGGAAGCAUGUUUUGAAAUAUUUUUUUCUGUGCAGGGUUCCUUCUUUUCACUCUGUCAAUUAGGUUAGCAUUGUGUAUUAACUACAAUGUUGUUGAUCCAUCCUCAGUUUUCUCCUAUCAUAGCCAUUAAACUCAAUAACUGUUUUAAAUUCACCAUUGGCCUCAUGGUGAAAUCCCUGAGCGGUUUCCUUCCUCUCCGGCAACUGAGUUAGGAAGAACACCUGUAUCUUUGUAGUGACUGGGUGUAUUGAUACACCAUCCAAACUGUAAUUAAUAACUUCACCAUACUCAAAGGGAUAUUAAAUGUCUGCUUUGUAUUAUGGUACUUGUUAAGCACAUUUUUACUCCUGAACGUAUUUAGGCUUGCCAUAAUAAACGGGGUGAAUACUUAUUGACUCAGGACAUUUCAGCCUUUUAAUUUUUUUAUAAUUUGAAAACAUUUUGAAAAACAUAAUUCCACUUUGGCAUUAUGGGGUAUUGUGUGUAGGCCAGUGACAAAUACAUAUACAUUUGAACCGUUUUAAAUUGAGGCUGUAACACAACAAAAUUUGGAAAAGUCAAGGGUUGUAAAAGGCACUGUACAACCCUAAAAAUCAAGGAUAUGUUGUUUGUGCAAACAGAUCAUCAGCAUUGCGGAGUGUCUUCAGAAAAUUAAAAUCAUUGCAUAUCAAACAAUAAGAUUUGCAUCAUCAUUACUCAUCUUCAAUAUGCAUCAUCCUUAUCAUCCUAAUAAUAAAUUACAUUUAAAAGCACUUCUCAUUCGAUGGGUGGCUCAUUUAGUCCCACACCUGAGAAUAGUCCAACUUUAAACUAAACAUAACUUUUAAGUCUUAAUGAAGCCGUCAUAAAACCUUUAUAAGGCUGACAUUUAAAUCAUUCAUAAGCAAACAUCAUGCCAUAUAAGUGUGGAUUGUGUUAAAUCCAACAAUGUAUAGUUGGUGUCCCUGUAAGGUGGUGUCCCCAAGGUUCUAUUCUGGGUCCUGUGCUUUUCUAUACUGUUAUUAUGCAUAAUUAGAUGUAAUUACCUUAUAUCAUCAUUUAUGUAUGUGUUUGCGUACAAAUUAUUUCAGUGUACAAAACAUUAGGAACACAUGUUAUUUCCAUGACAGACUAACCAGGUGAACCCAGGUGAAAGAUUUAAUCCCUUAGUGAUUUCACUUAAAUCCACUUUCAAGUAGUGUAGAUGAAGGGGAAGAGACAUGUUAUCAUCAGUGACAAAAUCUAUGACUCAUAGCAUACGUAUCGGUGAAUCGUCGUGACAUAUGAAAUACGAGUGAGAGUGUAAUCAAUGUGUAAUAACUACGUAAAAAAUGUAUGAACGUGUUAAAUCAUUAUGUGACUUGGAGUCAUAUUCAGGUCCUGAUUGGUCAAGAAGCUUAUUUGACGCAUCAAAUAGUGUUAUUUGACGCAUAUCUUUUUGACACGUAAAGACCCAAACGGCGUUCCAUAGUCAACAUGGGCCAGCACCCCGCUUUCGACAUCUUGUAGAGUCCAUGCUAUCACAAGGCUGUUGAGGCUGUUAUGAGGGCAAAAGUGGUUGCAACUCAAUAUUAGGAAGGUGUUCCUAAUGUUUGGUACACUCAGUGCACAAAGUGUGCUCUUGACGGAUGAAUCACGGUUUCAACUGUACUGGGCAGAUGGCAUGUAAUUGCGUUGUGUGAGCGAGCGGUUUGCUGAUGUUAACAUUGUGAACAGAGUGCCCCAAGCUGGUGGUGGGGUUAUGGUAUGGGCAAGCGUAAGCUACGGACAACGAACACAAUUGCAUUUUAUCAAUGACAAUUUGAGAUAACGUGACAAGAUCCUGGGGCCCAUUGUCGUGCCAUUCAUCCACCGCCAUCACCUCAUAUUUCACCAUGAAACGUUAAAGAAAUGUUUUUUAAAGGAACAUACCAAACCCUGGCCCCAUGUUGCAAGGAUCUGUACACAAUUCCUGGAAGCUGAAAAUGUCCCAGUUCUUCCAUGGCCUGCAAACUCGCCAGACAUGUCACCCAUUAAGCAUGUUUGGGAUGCUCUGGAUCGACGUGUGCGACAGAGUGGUCCAGUUCCCGCCAAUAUCCAGCAACUUUGUACAGCCAUUGAAGCGGAGUGGGACAACAUUCCACAGGCCAAAAUCAACAGCCUGAUCAACUCUCUCCGAAGGAGAUGUCACGCUGUAUGAGGUAUCUGUGACCAACAGAUGCAUAUCUGUAUUCCCAUUAAUGUGAAAUCCAUAGAUUAGGGCCUAAUGAAUUUAUUUAAAUUGACUGAUUUCCUUAUAUGAACUGUAACUCAGUAAAAGCUUUUACAUUUUUG
Salvelinus fontinalis (brook trout) is the source of this 8980-nucleotide messenger RNA. RefSeq names its product transmembrane protein 125-like. The transcript has 2 exons. The record is from RefSeq and is a predicted model, not a curated record. NCBI's taxonomy places the organism in Eukaryota, Metazoa, Chordata, Actinopteri, Salmoniformes, Salmonidae. The coding region runs from base 721 to 1413 and encodes 230 amino acids.